AUGGCAGGGUUCCCUGAUGACACAUCCCUUCGCCGUUACUUUGCCGAAUACAAUCAACGGUCUUUGAGAUAUGAGGAAGAUGCUCUCCCAGCCCUGUGGAGUUUACUACCAGUAUUCAGUCGUUCCUUCGAAGGUGGCUUUCUUUAUGGGAUUCCAGAGAUAUUCUUCGAGCACGGUCUCUGUUGGCGAGCAUAUGGGACAAAAGGGCUGCAACACCGCAUCGCAUCAAGCAGACCUCUCGAAAGUCGUUUUGAAUAUUCGGAUCUUCCAUCUUGGUCGUGGCUAGGUUGGAAAGGCUCUGUCUAUACCCGUAGCCAGACAAGAAUUCGGGUUGACAGCAAUAACAUCUCCGAAGAGGACUAUGUUGAAGAAGCAUUUCCUAUCACUGAGUGGUACACAGGUAGGUCGCCCACAGCUCCACAGGAGAAAAGGCGGAGAAUUAGAUCGACUUGGUUCGAGAAACGUAAGAGGUAUAAGGAUUUUACCACGCCCUUGCCACCGGGAUGGAAGCGUGUACCAGCACCACAAAAUGAGCCCUGCCCCUACCCCGAUGGCUGCAGCAAAUAUCUCUUCGACCAUGAAUCUAUGCUUGGGCCCUAUGGGAGACUUUCGCAGUGGUACUACCCUUUCCCCGUCAGCGAGAUCCAGGAAUCGACACCUCCCUUCAUGCCAGAGCAAACCCCAAAUCUGUUCUGUGAAACAGUCCAAGCCAGACUGUCAGGAUAUCAGCAAGACUCCGAUAAGCUAUAA
This is a messenger RNA of Fusarium verticillioides 7600, 750 nucleotides long. RefSeq lists its product as hypothetical. The coding region runs from base 1 to 750 and encodes 249 amino acids. The record is from RefSeq and is a predicted model, not a curated record. Lineage: Eukaryota; Fungi; Ascomycota; Sordariomycetes; Hypocreales; Nectriaceae. The transcript has a single exon.